Molecule: messenger RNA, 2003 nt
Organism: Humulus lupulus (European hop)
Lineage: Eukaryota; Viridiplantae; Streptophyta; Magnoliopsida; Rosales; Cannabaceae
Product: FCS-Like Zinc finger 10-like
Exons: 3
Coding region: 325-1524 (399 amino acids)
Source: RefSeq, a predicted model, not a curated record
GAGGGAUUUGUGAAGUAUUUCAGAAGCUCACUGUUUCGCUGAUUUUGAGGCAUGAAAUAGAGAGAGAGAGAGAGUAGUGCUUCACAAGUUUUGGUCUCUCACACAUACAUAUAACACUACUUGUUUCUCUCUUUCUUUCAAAUUUUAGGCCAGAGAAAAUAACAUAUAAUUUUACUAUUCUUGCUUCAUUACAUCCUAUAGUCUAUAACGCCAUCUUUCUGAAGUUUCCAGAGCUGAGAAACAAAGAAAGAAAGAAACCCAGAAAGGGGGCAAGUGCUGGUUCCGAAGAGGGUUUUUUUGGUUUGUUGAGAGGUUUUUGAGACAAUGCUGAGGAAGAGGACCAGGUCAAUUCAGAAGGAUCAACACCAAAUGGGUCCUCAACCACUGUCUGAUUCUGGGUCUGAGUCCUUUUCCAAAUCUGACAUUGGGAAUAAUAUGAAAGGCAACUCUUUUUACAGUGUUCCUGGUCUGCUUGUGGGUUUGAGCCCCAAUGUUUUAACAGAUUGUGAUUCAGUCAGGAGUCCAACAUCUCCUCUAGAUUUUAGGCUGUUUUCAAGUCUAGGUAACCCAUUUAGGUCAACUAAAUCGUCCCAAGAUGGGCAACAUAGAAGCUGGGGGGGAGGUACUAGCAAUAAAGUAGGCCUAAGCAUUGUAGAUUCUCUUGCUGAUGAUACGAAAAAUUCCGGUAAAGUUCUCCGGUCAUCCGAGAGUAAGAACAUUCUUUUUGGACUAAGAUUGAGGAUCAAAAUCCCAAAUGGUCAAACAAAUACCAAUUAUUUCGAGUCACCAAAGUCUCUGCCUAAAAACUAUCCAAGUUUCCAUUUUUCAAAAACCAAGUCUCCUCUCCAGAAGGGCAGUUCUGAUGUUUUUUUUGAAAUUGGUGAUAGCCCUUUAGAGCCUGGCUCACUUGGAAAAAUCCGGUCUUGUUCACUAGAUUCCUGUAGGACAAUUUCCAAUCUUUCUGGUUUGAACAACUUUAACAGACCCUACUCUACCUCUAUGAAUUUUUGUUUGGAGAGAGACGUCACCAAGGGAGUUGGUUCUUCCCAGAUUAUUGACGGUAGUCCUAAGUCAAACCUAUUUUCUGGUACGAAGCUGAGUACAAUCCCUGGAUCCAUAGGUUCUGUCAAUGAGUUUGGCUCUCUUUCAGCCAGUGAAAUUGAGCUUUCUGAGGAUUACACAUGUGUAAUCACCCAUGGUCCCAACCCCAAGACAACUCGGAUCUAUGGUGAUUGCAUUUUGGAUACUCAUUCUAAUGACUUGAGUAACUCUUGUAAGAAUGAGUAUAACAAAGAUAUUGGACGUCCUGAGCUCACAAAAGAUUCCAAGAUUUCUGUUCCUUUCCCAUCUGAUAAUUUUCUGAGCUUUUGUUACCAUUGCAAGAAGAAAUUGGCAGCAGACAAGGACAUCUACAUAUACAGGGGUGAGAAAGCGUUUUGCAGUUUGGAUUGCCGUUCAUUGGAGAUUUUGAUUGAUGAGGAAUUGGAAAAAUCCAAUGAUAAAAGCUCUGAAAUCCCAGGAUGAUUAUGGUGGCAAGGAGCUGUUUUGAAAAAAGCCUCAUUGGUGCUUCAUAGAGAGGACUUUUCUUUUAUUAGCCUUCCACAUUCCCCAAGCCCGUGAUUGAUAAAAUUGACAGGAAAAAACAAAGAAUAGACGUCACUGAUCAUUUGUCUAUAUAAGAGCUGUUUAUGUGCAUCUUUUGGCAGCCAUGGAUGAUCGUUUUGUACAUUGUUGCGUUUGCUAAUUACGUUUCAGCUACCAUGGUCUUGGUGGGUGAUGGGUGAACUCAGCUACUUUUAUUUUUAUUUUUUAUAAUUAGACAUUUUCCUAUAUUACAACUUUGUAUAAGGGUGAAAAGGCCUAUUUUUUUGGCUUUCCCACUUUUACUAUCAAGCUUUUGAUCUAUCAUCAUGAAUAGAGCUCUACUAUGUAAGCCUGGCCAUGUAUUGAGUACUAUUACAUAUUUCAGAAAAGAAAAAGAAACGAUUAUAGUAAGUAUGCUA